This is a messenger RNA of Plasmodium cynomolgi strain B, 753 nucleotides long. Its product is annotated as CYIR protein. The record is from RefSeq and is a predicted model, not a curated record. Bases 1 to 753 code for a protein of 250 amino acids. NCBI's taxonomy places the organism in Eukaryota, Apicomplexa, Aconoidasida, Haemosporida, Plasmodiidae. The transcript has 3 exons.
AUGAUUAUUAUAAGGAGGAAGCUGCAAAAGCUGUACAAUUGCAUAAAAUUCAUAAAGAAGGUUUCUUUUCAGAUCUUGGUAAACCUCCUAGUUUUGAAGGAAUGCUUUGUUCUGGAAUCCAUUAUAAAGGAGGUUUCGAAUAUAAUCAAUUACAUACGUUAUUGGUUAUUUGAGAAAAUAGGUGAAAUUUAUACUAGGGAAACUGCAAGGAUUGCUGAUGUCCUUUUUUUUAACGAACUUAUUGAUGCAUGGACAUUCAUUAAUGCGGGAAUAUUAAAAAAAACUUGUAAUCCGGAUAGAAUAAAAGAUGUUAAAUUAAAUGAAUUAAAAAAUAGGAUAUUUUCGUAUAUUUAUUUUAAAAAUAUUGUAAAUAUUAAAAAUGUUAUUGCUUCUGGAAAAAAAGCAGACUGUGAUAAGUAUUUAACAUAUCUUAAUAGUUUUAAGGAAGUACACGACGGAUAUAAGAAUGAGCAUUGUGAGAAGUCAGGUGUUCCAUCACUGAAUGGUACUGAUUAUUUUUCUUGUAAUGAUAAGGGUGAGCUUGCGUCUCUCAUAAAUAAAUUAGAAGAAUGCAAAAGUGCAGAGAAACCAAAUCCUGAAACACAGAGCUCCAGCAAGUUCAAUGACUACAACAAGUGCAUCAAGUGUAAGAGGUUCGCCGGUUACAGUAACCACAAAUACAUCAAGUUCAUUAGGUUCAAUAAGUUCAACAGGUCAAGUGAGUCAAGGAAAAUUAACACGUCCAGUGAUUGA